This is a messenger RNA of Rhodotorula toruloides NP11, 1614 nucleotides long. RefSeq lists its product as uncharacterized. The record is from RefSeq and is a predicted model, not a curated record. The transcript has 8 exons. Bases 1 to 1614 code for a protein of 537 amino acids. NCBI's taxonomy places the organism in Eukaryota, Fungi, Basidiomycota, Microbotryomycetes, Sporidiobolales, Sporidiobolaceae.
AUGUCGGCCUCGCAGUUCCUGCCGCACGCGCUCGACGGCUCGACAGUCCGCGAACUCCUUGCAGGCGUUCGCAGCUUCUUCUACCCGCCGCCGACCGCCGGCUUCACUGUCCGCGUCUUUAUCCUCAUCGCCGUCAUCGCAGCAACGAUCGUUUCCGCCCUUCUCUUCAUCGCCUUGCAUAUCUACCACACUCGACGAAACGGCAAGAAGGUCUGGUUCGGACGGCGGAUCGAGCGACCGAGCGGACGACUGUUGGUCCUUCACUCUCGGACGACAUGGACGCUUUCGCUCGUCAUCUGGGGCGGCUACAGUGUAGCCUACAGCGUCGUCUAUUGGCUGGUGUACGCGAAGGAGUACUCCCAGCGACCGCUGAUCGUCAUGCGGUCGUUUCAAGGCAUUCCGCUCUUCCUCGGCGGCUGGUGUGUCUCCUGGUCCGGCUUGCAGGCGUUCAUGCUCGCGACGGAGUCGGCGAACGAGGUUGUACUCCCCGUCCCCGUCGCAAACACGCUCUGUCUCGCCGGCGGGAUCGUCAACAUCUUGAUCGUGAUCGCCCUCGCCACGGCCGACACCGUCUAUUCGCUUCGCCUCUACGAUCGCUACCUCAUCCUCGUCAACGCUCUCCAAUCGCUAGAAGCCCGCUUGAACGGUCGUACACCGACUCUUAUCGACCUUUUCCCGCUGCAAGCGCCUACACAGGCAAUGCUUGAUGCCGGUGCUGCUGCGCGGCCUCUCUCCACCGCUCUCUUUGCUUUCGGGACCAGCAUGCCGGUCAUGUGUCUCUUGGUCAAUCUCGGCGGUCUCGCCCUCGUCCGCAAGCUACGCGUACAAAUUCGCGACAGCGUCAACCUCAUCCCCUUAACCACCGACGAAAGCUUCCUAAAGUCGGCCGGACCAGUUCCACCCGCACAGGCGCACGAGGCGGCCUCGCCAGCGCGGCAGACGACGGAGGACUCGAGCCUGUCACGGCUCCCGCCCAACAGCGCCACCGACAGCCCACUCUCCGUCAAUCUCGAGCCGCCGUCCACCUCCUCUUCCACCGACAAGUCCCCCAUCCCGUCUCCGCGCUCCGCUCCUCGCACCCUCUCGUUUGGCGAAGUCAAGCGGAUUGCGAAUCGGGAUCUGGAGAAGAACGCGGGACAGAUUGUCAGCCCGGCGAGUCUGCAGGCGAGAAAGGUUGUCGAGCUGAAGAAGGCGGAGCGGGAUCUGAUCCUGGUCACGCACUUCCUUGCAAUCAUCUGCGCUUUCCUUGCCGGCUAUCUGCUCUGGAUUACAAUCAUCUUCUCUGGCGUCACUCCGCCGUCGUCAUGGAUCAAGAUCGAGUUCGCCUCAACAUUCGGCAACUGGUUCUUCUUCACCAUCGCCCUCUUCGCCAGCAUUUACCUGAACGUCACCACAUUCGCGCUCGAUAGUUCGCAUACCAAGCGCGCGCCGCCGAGCGAAGGCAACAGCGGCAAUCACCCGAACUUUACCUCACUCUUGCGCCAGAUGAUGCCCGGCUCGCAAUCGUCUGAGCUUCCGCAGACGGCUACACUGAAUCACGGCGACCCGGCCCAUACGCCGAGCGACGAAGAAAUAGGCACUGUCGAAGAGGCGGAGGAAGGCAAGCCAGACUGA